Molecule: messenger RNA, 1576 nt
Organism: Platichthys flesus (European flounder)
Lineage: Eukaryota; Metazoa; Chordata; Actinopteri; Pleuronectiformes; Pleuronectidae
Gene: iba57
Product: iron-sulfur cluster assembly factor IBA57
Exons: 3
Coding region: 205-1299 (364 amino acids)
Cellular component (GO): mitochondrial matrix
Molecular function (GO): protein binding
Source: RefSeq, a predicted model, not a curated record
ACGCACAACGGCACACACUUUUUCUCUCACGCACACACGUGGGUUCCAAUGUUAUCGCGAGGUGCAUUGUGGGAUUUCAAAAUGGAGCCCUUCUUGCCUCAGUCAAACGCCAUGUCCGGUGUUAUGUAGCCGUCGUUUGGUGCUUGGGAAGCGGACUGACUGUUACAUCGUGACCCCCACCGCUGCCAGCAGACAGUGAACAACAUGGCGGUUUGGUGCGUCGCCAGCAGAGCGCUCACAUCCAGCGGACGUCUCGGUGUUUAUGCCACCGGUCGGUAUUUGUGCGUCACGUCGCUCUCCGGAGCCUCCGCUCCAGCAGGGACCCGAGUCCGACGGUGUGAGUACAGCCGGGACACGACACCUGUCCCGGGUCCGUUUGUGUGUCACCAACUCUCUCACAGGAGCCUGCUGAAGAUCCAGGGCCCGGACACGAGCCCCUUUCUCCAGGGGAUCAUAACCAACGACAUGGGGCUGCUGGAGGAGCCGGGACCUGGAGCCAUGUACUCGCACAUGCUGAACGUCCAAGGGAGGACACUGUAUGACGUCAUGUUGUACAGUCUGAAAGAAGCUGAUGCUGGACAUGGCAUUUUCCUGGAGUGUGAUGCUACUGUCAAGGACUCGAUCUUAAGACACUUGAAGGUGUACAAGAUUCGGAGAAAGGUCAACAUUAGCCCCUGUCCAGAACUCUCUGUUUGGGCGGUGCUCCCCCAGCAAUACAUCUCUGGCCAGGAGGCCAGCAAACCCGAGCUGUCCUCCCCUGAAAACACUCUGGUAUGGGAGGCUGAUCCUCGAACUCAGGAAAUGGGCUGGAGGUUGGUGUUGGACAGUAAAAUUGACCCUUGGGAUAUCAUUGCAUCAUGUCAGAAAGGUGACACAGAGGAUUAUAACAGACAUCGCUACGCAAUAGGACUUCCAGAGGGAGUGAAGGACCUCCCUCCAGGGGUGGCACUGCCACUAGAAUCAAAUCUCGUCUACAUGCAGGGCAUCAGUUUUAGCAAAGGCUGCUACAUCGGCCAGGAGCUCACAGCCAGAACCCAUCACACGGGGGUGAUUAGGAAACGCCUGAUGCCGGUGCGCUUGUCAGCUCCACUGCAAAACCUUGAGGAAGGAGCUGCAGUGCAAACGCAGUCAGGCAAGCCAGCUGGGAAGUACCGAGCAGGGAUAGGAGAACUGGGUCUGAGCCUCAUCCGAACGGCUCAUGCAAACGAGGUGUUGACCCUCAAAUGUUCUGAUGACAACACAGUGACACUUAAGGUCUCUGUGCCAGACUGGUGGCCUAAAGAUGUGGAAAUUAACUAAAGGCUGUGACAUACAUCACAUGUGACAGAUGACUUGCAGACAGAACUCUGAAGUACAAUAUGUAAACAAAUUUACAGAUGUCUGGCACUAACGUAUAUUUGUGAGAUUUGUUUUCACUUUGCAAUAAAAUCAGAUUUUUAUAGUGAUCCCCCCCCCCCCCAAUAUGAAGUAUUUAUUAGAUAUUGUUAAAAGAUUUGCUCUAGGUUCAUACAACAGCGUGUACCAACUGUCAUAUGGUAUUAGAAGUCUUAAAUCUCAAGAUAAAAGUCUCAAUCAA